Punctularia strigosozonata HHB-11173 SS5 is the source of this 429-nucleotide messenger RNA. RefSeq lists its product as uncharacterized. The annotation marks the transcript as partial. Gene Ontology annotation, molecular function: nucleic acid binding. The transcript is spliced from 2 exons. The record is from RefSeq and is a predicted model, not a curated record. Lineage: Eukaryota; Fungi; Basidiomycota; Agaricomycetes; Corticiales; Punctulariaceae.
AUGGAUAAAACCGCUGUCAUUGAUGACGAGCAGGGAAGCCAAUGUGUUAUUGGUGCACGAGGGACAAAGACUCAACACCAGCAAGGCAGCGGGGACAGGGGACAGAACACAAUGGCAGUCAUAGGAAUCUGUGCUGACGGUAGACACCUCCGCCCUACCCUAAUCUACAAGGGCCAAAGGUUCAAUAGCAAAUGGAUGAAGAAUAAUGUUGCAGAUGCAUCGAUCACCUGUUCCGGGAACGGGUGGACCCAUAAGACUAUCGGCCUCAAAUGGAUCCAGGAUUUUGACAUGCAAACUCGCGAGAAGGCAGCAGGGCGCACACAAUAUGUCUACCUUGAUGGGCCUAGUUCCCAUUAUGCACUGCCCAUCCUGCGGUAUGCCAAGGAAAACAACAUUGAGUUGCUUGGCUACCCUCCGCACUGCACGCAU